CGGUCGCCGGCGAGCCGUGGCCGGAUCCUGGCACACAGCAUGAUCGUUGCAGACUCCGAGUGCGGCGCGCAGCUGAAGGGCUACCUGCCAUUCUCCCCGGGCGGCGGCGGCGGCGGCGGCCCCGGGGCCGGAGAGGAGCAGAGGGGAAGUCGGACUCGGCGAGGUCCCCGAGGGCCCAGCGCCUUCAUCCCAGUGGAGGAGGUCCUUCGGGAGGGAGCAGAGAGCCUGGAGCAACAUCUGAGGCUGGAGGCAUUGAUGUCCUUGGGGCGAGUGGACAACCUGGCGGUGGUGAUGGGCCUGCACCCUGACUACCUUAGCAGCUUUUGGCGUCUACACUACCUCCUGCUGCACACAGAUGGGCCCCUGGCCAGCUCGUGGCGCCACUACAUUGCCAUCAUGGCUGCCGCCCGCCACCAGUGUUCCUACCUGGUGGGGUCCCACAUGGCUGAGUUUCUGCAGACUGGUGGUGACCCUGAGUGGCUGCUCGGUCUCCAUCAUGCCCCCGAGAAGCUGCGCAAGCUCAGCGAGAUCAACAAGUUGCUGGCACACCGGCCGUGGCUCAUCACCAAGGAGCACAUCCAGGCCUUGCUGAAGACAGGCGAGCACAGCUGGUCUCUGGCGGAGCUCAUCCAGGCCCUGGUCCUGCUCACCCACUGCCACUCGCUGGCCUCCUUUGUGUUUGGCUGCGGCAUCCUCCCUGAGGGGGACCCAGAGGGCAGCCCUGCCCCCCAGGCACCUUCACCCCCCAGUGAGCAGAGCAGCCCCCCCAGCAGGGACCCAAUGAACAACUCUGGGGGCUUCGAGGCUGCCCGAGACGUGGAAGCGUUGAUGGAGCGCAUGAGGCAGCUGCAGGAGAGCCUGUUACGGGAUGAGGGAGCAUCCCAGGAGGAGAUGGAGAGCCGCUUUGAGCUGGAGAAGUCAGAGAGCCUUCUGGUGGCUCCCUCAGCUGACAUCCUGGAGCCCUCUCCACACCCAGACAUGCUGUGCUUUGUGGAGGACCCCACUUUUGGAUAUGAGGACUUUACCCGGCGAGGGGCUCAGGCACCCCCCACCUUCCGUGCCCAGGAUUAUACCUGGGAAGACCAUGGCUAUUCACUGAUCCAACGGCUCUACCCUGAGGGUGGGCAGCUGUUGGAUGAGAAGUUCCAGGCAGCUUAUAGCCUCACCUACAACACCAUUGCCAUGCACAGUGGAGUAGACACCUCCAUGCUCCGGAGGGCCAUCUGGAAUUACAUCCACUGUGUCUUUGGUAUCAGAUAUGAUGACUAUGACUACGGGGAGGUGAACCAGCUCCUGGAACGGAACCUCAAGGUCUAUAUCAAGACGGUGGCCUGCUACCCAGAGAAGACCACCCGAAGAAUGUACAACCUCUUCUGGAGGCACUUCCGCCACUCAGAGAAGGUCCACGUGAACUUGCUGCUCCUGGAGGCCCGCAUGCAGGCUGCCCUUCUCUACGCCCUCCGUGCCAUCACCCGCUACAUGACCUGACUGCGAGCAGGAUCUGGGCCCGGAGCAGCUGACCCUGGGGGCAUCCUCCUCCCUGCAAGGACUUCUCUUUCUGGAGACAGACCCCGAUCCUUUUCUGUCCCAGCCCCCCCUCCCCUACUCUGGAGGUGGGCUUGAGUGUGACUUGUAGCCCCUGAGCCGUACCCUCCUUUUUUCUUACCAGAACGGACAGGAUCAUUGCAUUGACCUCAGCAGAGAUCUCUGCAGAGAUCUCAGCUCUGCCCUCGGGAGCUGGAAGAGGAGGACUAGCAGAUCGCAAGGGACCAUGCCCCUCUUCCUGCCCCUAACCCCAGAGGCGGAGGGCACCGGAAGGAAAUGAGCUGAGCUCAGACUCGUGUGCCAGCAGGCUGGGCCGCAGGCAUCACAAGUACUGUGGCAUUCCUGGACUGGGAGGUCCCUGCCUGCCCCUGAAGGAGAGGGGCGGACACCUGCAGGGACUGACACUCCAAGCAGUUGUGCCCUUUCUCCUCCUCCUCCUCCCUCACUCCCAGAUUUCAUUACCUCCCACCUGCCAUUCACCCAUCAAUGUGAAAGUCAGUGUCACAGCUGGUCUGUGUGUUCGGCUCCCCAGAAGCCUGUUCUGUUGGGCAGCCUGAAGGCCCCCUGUUCCCUAGUUGCCCUGAUCCUAGUUUAGCACCUUUGACUUCCUUCACCCUCUGACUCUUUUUUUUCCCAUGCCUGAUGGUGUGAGGCCCCAGAAGAGAGAUCAAGCACGUCAAAAAAGUAGAUUGUCUCUAGAGAGCUUGGGGUGUCUGUGGGUCCCUCUGACUUCUGAAGAGGAGGGAGUAUUAUAAAUUCUCUGUAUUUUUGGUUCUUUAUGGGUGAGGUUCUUGGGGGCCUCACUUCUCUAGCCACAGUCAAUGCCUGAGGAGAAGGACAAGGAGAAAUCUGUUCUGCCCGGGACUGUACCUGCCCUACAGAGGCCAGCACCCCACUCUCCUAUCUCCCACGGCUGUGCCACAGACAUUUCCCAACAAGUGAGCCUUCCUAGGUGGCUUAGGAGGAAUGGGCUCAGGGGGAGAGUCAGGAGACCCCAGGGUCUUGUUUGGGUCCUGCCCAAACUGGUCAGGUGACCAGGACUAUGUUGCCAAACAUCUUUGACCUCCGUUUUUACAGUCGCAGUUGCAGACUGAAGGCUGAGACUGUAUGUGAUGUCUGAGUCUCCUCUGGGCUUCUCAGGCCAACCUGCCAGCAGCGAACUGCAAAUCUUGCAGAAUCUCAAAGGCCUCUAGGGACGCCCCGCCCUGGCAGUCAGUCUCUCCUGGCCACCUUCCAAGGACACCUCCCCCCCCACCCCACCCCCCAUCCCAGUUUCUGUCCCCUCCUCGAUUUACGUGGAUUGCUCGGAGGCAGAAGCAGCCAAGGACCGAUCCCAGGCACUUUCUGUAGCAAAUAAGCUG
Molecule: messenger RNA, 2906 nt
Organism: Acinonyx jubatus (cheetah)
Lineage: Eukaryota; Metazoa; Chordata; Mammalia; Carnivora; Felidae
Gene: SESN2
Product: sestrin 2
Exons: 10
Coding region: 40-1488 (482 amino acids)
Biological process (GO): cellular response to leucine starvation; regulation of response to reactive oxygen species; negative regulation of TORC1 signaling
Cellular component (GO): nucleus
Molecular function (GO): L-leucine binding; oxidoreductase activity, acting on peroxide as acceptor
Source: RefSeq, a predicted model, not a curated record